Molecule: messenger RNA, 690 nt
Organism: Rhododendron vialii
Lineage: Eukaryota; Viridiplantae; Streptophyta; Magnoliopsida; Ericales; Ericaceae
Exons: 2
Coding region: 1-690 (229 amino acids)
Source: RefSeq, a predicted model, not a curated record
AUGUGGUGUCAAUGGGUUAAGUCUUACUUACUUAAGGGUAAGAGCUUUUGGAGUGUUAAAACCCCAUGUGACCCCUCUUGCGUUUGGAGGAAACUCCUUAACCUUAGAUCAGUUGUUCAGGCUCACAUUAAGUAUAAAAUUGGGGAUGACCAAUCAACCUCCUUGUGGUUUGACAAUUGGAAUCCCCUUGGUCCCCUCUUACCAAGGUUUGGACCUAGAGUUAUCUAUGAUUUAGGGCUUCCUAAAGACUCUACUGUCAAGGAUAUCAUUAGGAGCAAUCAUUGGACUUUCCCACUAACCCAAUCUCCUGAUCUUAAUGAAAUAAGAUCUGAAUUACAAGCUGUCCCCAUCAAUGAUUCCAUUGAGGAUAGUUUGGUAUGGUUUUCUGGGCACAUUCCUAGGUGCAAUGUGAUCUCUUGGAUGGCCAUUCUUAAUAAGUUAGCUACUAAGGAUAGAUUAGUUAAGUUUGGCAUGAAAUCCACUUCCAUUUGUAGUCUGUGUUUGGGUGAAGAAUCCCAUGAACACUUGUUUUUUGAGUGCCAUAUGGCUACACUUAUCAGGGGUAUUUUGUCCAUUAAAACCCCUUAUAUGGUAGGGUUGGCAACUUGGCAGCAGUGGGUGAACAGGUUGUCCAAUUUCAAGGGUAAAUCUUUGGCCAUCACAAUUGUUAAACUUGUGUUCACAGUGUGA